AUGGACACCAAUGUCAAGAAGAAGAAAUGGAAAAUUGAUGAAGACCUGGUUAGGUAUGGCCCUGGAUCAAUUCUAACAAAAGUAAUCACCAGGGCGUUAACCACAGCAGACCCAGAAAGCGCAUGCUUCUGGCUGCUCAACGAUUUGUCAAAAAUACUCGAAACAAUCGAUUCAGAUAAGAUCAAGCAGGCAGGACUAUUCAUCGGGUUAGAGAGAACAACUCCACCAGCGGAAUUCAUCAAGGAUGACCUCAUUGCAGACGCACGGGCCUGGGUAUGUGAACACGACAAAUGGGGAGCAUCAUGUAAAAACUGGAUAUUGAACGAGAUGGCAGAGAUCGAACGUGAGUGGACCGCCAACGCCCCUACUGGUGAUAUGCUGUCAUUCGAAGAAUACUGCGAGGACCCAGCCAGAUGGGCAACCUCAGGCGGAGCCCCAAAGGUAAAAAUGCUAGGAGAGGAAGUGCGCUCAAUGUGGGCAUGGGCCUUCGACUGUAAGAGGAGAGGGGUGUCAAUCUAUGAACGAGCGAAGAAGAGCCCAAAUGUUGCCCACGUAGCACUGAAAGAGGAGAGCAAGAAAACACGGCUAGUGAUCACUACCCCAAUGGCUUCAUAUUUGAGGCAAUGUUACAUGCUAUAUCGGUCAGGUAAGUGUGUCAGCCUGUCCUCACCAAUUUCAGAUCACGACCUGAUAAAACGAAUGAUGGUGAUGAGUCACGAACAAUAUGUUAGUGUAGAUGCAAAAGGAUUUGACCAUCAGAUUCCGUUAUGGUUUAUCCAAGAAGUCGUUCGGAUGGUAGGCAGAGUAAGUGGAUGUCAAGAACUCGCUGACGAGGAACUUCGGUCAAUGCAGGGGAUGAAGGUUGAACUUUUCGGAACCAACAUAAAGUACCACGGUGGUGUGUUGAGUGGAUGGAGAUUAACCUCCCUGAUCGGAUCUAUGGCUUCAGAGUUCUUGUGUCGAUUUGUGGCCUCCCGCGUGCCUAUGUUACGAUGGGCAGUGCUGGGCGACGAUGUGUUGAUGAUGGGUAAGUCACUGCCAAAAGAUAUCAUCGAGACAGCCAUCAACACAUUCGGGCUUAUACUCAAGGACCCAGUUCAGAUCAAGAGCGUGGGAGUGUUUCUGCAACGCAUCUAUGGAGGUGGACCAUCGAUAAUGUGUUUCGGAAGAUCAUUGAAACAACUGUUUUACGCCAACCCAUGGGUUGAGAGACUGCAGUUCGCGACCCCGGAAUCACUAGCUAAUGGCUGGUUACAAGCCAUAUCUCGUAUCCCUGGCAUAUUGCAUAGGCAAUGGCUACUAGAACAAGCUUCGUUAGAUAUGGCGAGAUGGGCGCGAUGGCCAGGGUGGGGCAAACAACGGUGGUAUGAACUGCUGACAACAGAUAGCGGAUACGGCGGCUUGGGCACCAUGGAUACACACAUCGUUCGUGAUUACAUCCCAGCAAUCAGGACAACGGUUGAGGAGACCAAGAGAGGACAUGAGACAUGGGAAAAACUAUAUUCUAUACUAAUUCCGUCUAGCACCAGGAAGAAAGAUCUCCAGGCACAGUACAGGUUCGUUAACGUGAGCCACCUUGAGAGGAUGGCGCUGAGGGUCACCGGAAUCGUCCGUAUGACCUGGGACGAACGAACCAACAUUACGCAAGUUUUGUACAACAUCAUGAACGAAGGUGCCUCGGCUAUACCCAAAUACAUUAGAGAAAUUAAUUGUAUAUGCUUUUUCAAAAUUAUUAUUGCAUGCAUGAUUCUCCUUUUUCUUUGUUGUUUAGGUUAUAGCCAUGUAUUGAACUGA
Cooperia oncophora is the source of this 1794-nucleotide messenger RNA. NCBI's taxonomy places the organism in Eukaryota, Metazoa, Nematoda, Chromadorea, Rhabditida, Trichostrongylidae. The record is from the annotation of a GenBank genome assembly.